Molecule: messenger RNA, 1850 nt
Organism: Clunio marinus
Lineage: Eukaryota; Metazoa; Arthropoda; Insecta; Diptera; Chironomidae
Source: the annotation of a GenBank genome assembly
AUUCGUUUCGUGCUUAUUGACAAGUUCACUUCGAGUGGAAAAAAAAUUUAAGAAAAAACCGCUAAUUAAGCAUUUUAAGCUCUUAAAAUUUAAGAAAAAAGCAUAAAGCAAGUCAAAUAACUUAUUCUAACUAGUUUCAAUUUAUACCACACAAAAAAUAAAACAAAACCCAUCAAAAUGAGUACAGAAAAUCAAGAAGUUACAGUCGAACCUGCAGCAGAGGAAAAGACAGAGACCAAGGAAGUUAAAGGGACAAAAAGAGCUGCCGAAGAGAAGAAACCCGAGCAAGCCAAAAAAUCCAAAAAGGAUGAAAAUGGAGCCGAAGAUGAAGAAGAGGUGGAGGAUGAAAAUGAGGAAGCCGAAGACGAGGAGUACGAUUUACCUUACGGUGAGGAAGAAAUCGACGGAGAAGAUGAAGAAGAAGAAGAUGGUGAAGGCGAGGAGGAAGAUGGUGAAGGAGAAGAAGACGAUGAUGACGAUGAUGCGUAAUCGACGAAACUUCAUUUUUUGUAAAUGUGCAGUGACUGAAGAAAUCUUAAGAAAAAUUGCGAAAAACCACAAAAAAAAACACUUCAAAAACCUAAAUAUUAAAGAUGAAAAAUGAAAAAAAAAAUAAUAUUAAAAUAGACUACAAAUAUUAAUUUUAAAUGAUGAUGAAAAACAAGAGGAGUAAUAGUGUGUGUUGCAUUAUUAUUGCUAAGUAAAGGGAUGGAAGGAAGAGAACACACGGCAAAACACAAAAAGUAUAUAUUAUAAAGUUUUAAAUUAAUAUAUAUUUAAGAUGAGAAACUUGAUGAAUCAAUGGUAAUAAUUCAAUGUAAAGAGAAAAGCACUUUCUUUUUCGAUCGUAAACUCCUCUCGGUUUUUUUUGGCGUAAUGUUUAAGGGUGUGAUGAGAGCAUGCAGUAUUUGUGAUGUGUAGGAAAAACAUGAUCGAGAUGGUGACAUCGCUUCAUGAAAAAUGAAAACACAAAAUAUAAGUUUACAUUCGCAUUAGUGGUUAAUAACGAAAAAAACAAACAUAAAUAUUCUCGCGACAUUCUUACCACCAGCAAACACUGCUAUCUCAUUACAAAAAUUGUAGGAAAAACAAGAAAAAGAAAAAAACAUUCUUUAGACGAAAACAAUUUUUUUAUGAUUUUUUCUUAAUUUUUUUGUUUUCUUAUCGAAACGUUGCAUUACAAUAAGAGAAAUCGAACCAGUUGAUGCAGUUAGUUGCAACUGAGACAUUUAAUUAUUACUCAUUUGAUUGAAAAAAAGGCAGGAAAUGUUCAAUAAAAGAAAAUGGUUCUUCAGUCAAAGUCGCUCACGAAAAGAAAAACAUUCAUCCAACUCGACCUCAUCUAAACCAUCAAUCAACCCCCUCAAAAGCAAACAUCCAUCUUCACUUGAUUAAAGCGAGGGAAAAAACGUCCGACUUUGUGAUCUUAUUUUUUCCUGAAUUUUCCACACAACCUUACAAUGAAUUUUUUUUAAUAAUUCGUCGCAUGAAACAUUUUCUUCUUACUUUUGAUUUUCUCACAAAAAUCCACAAGAACGAACAUAAAAAGAAAUUGUAAGUCUUUAAAAUAGAGAAAAGUGUUGUAUACAAUGUAAUUUUCACAUUCACAUUCGAAGUUCUUUCUUUCCUAAUCACAAUACAGCAAUUUUUUUUUCUAUUUAUGAGUUUUUCUCCAAUUUGACUAUCUUAAAAAAAAACUACCUACAAAUGAAAAGGAAACUUAAAAUUAAAACAAAACUUUUUUUUUAAUUUCAAAUAGAAAAUAAUUAAAUUUUGUGUUUUCUACAAAAUUAUAAAAUCAAUGAAAAAAGAAUCAACAGAAUAAAGCAUUUUGUUUUUCAAUUGAAAUA